Molecule: messenger RNA, 5442 nt
Organism: Coturnix japonica (Japanese quail)
Lineage: Eukaryota; Metazoa; Chordata; Aves; Galliformes; Phasianidae
Gene: SHISA5
Product: shisa family member 5
Source: RefSeq, a predicted model, not a curated record
AUCUUGUCCAGCUGGGAGUUCUCAUUCUUCGUGCUCUUGCUGUUUUCUCAGUGUUUAUUUGGAGGUCAUUGAGGAGCUCCAGCAAAGCAUCCGUUGUCAGUAGGUUUCUCUUCAUUGCUGUCCUUCGGUGGUAACUUCCUUCAGUAUUUAAUACUGAGCUCCAGGUACUGCAGAGGCAGGAGGGCACGGCGCUUUGGGCAGCACAAUGCAGCCCCAAACACAAGCGUGUAACAUCCCCGCAGUCACCUUGUGGCUGUUUAUUGAGGCAAUAAAUGGCAUUCCUUGGUAGUGCUGUAAUGACAUCCUUUGAAGUGCUUGGAAGCACUGUGCUUCCCCCAGGCCUGCGCUUAGAAGCAAAGCAAGCAUUUUGUAUGUACAAGUCAGUGUUCACUGGGAUUCAAAUGCUUUCUGUUGUUGGUAGUGCCAGCAGCAGUUUCCUUCUGGCUUCCUUCUGGUUUGUGUGUAUGGCUGAGGUCUCCUAUAGUGCUAAUCUUAAAGAUGACGUGGAGCUGUUAGGUCACAGUGCAGUCCUUACAUUUGUUAAAUCUGCCACUUCUUCCACGCACCCAGAAUGACCAAAUACCAUCCGUACAGCUCCCACUGCUGAGGAACACGUGAAGGUGUUUCACUUUCAAUUCCUUUCCAGCUGGAUUAGCACAGACUGAGCUUCCCCUGCAGCGCUGCUUUCCAGUACAAAUACUGAGCAGAGAGGCUGACUGCAUUCAUUUUCCCCUUGUUCUGCUGUGCUUGGUGCCUCUGCUUGGUGAACUCGUGCAGGAGCAAAGGGCUGGUUCACUGUAAGCACAGUUGUCAUUUGGUUAAUGUGUUUGUUUGGCCUUGGUACGUCAGUUCUCCAGCAGCGAGCCUUACUGGAAAAGGAAACGAGAUGACACACACCCAGUGUCCCACUAAUCACCCAGUGUUUGGGUAGGUAACAAGGCGGGGUGUUUCAGAACAUCUCUGAGGCAAACAUUGUAGUUGGCACAGCUGAUAAGCAGCCAUUCUAAACCGAAACGCAAACAAGAUUACCGCUGUGCGCAGUUAAUUGGAUUCUGCUCCUAAAUGAAUUUCUGCCUUGAAAUUACAGCUGGUGGUGUAAUGGAUACAGCGAUGCCUGAGGAAAGGCUGUGCAUCCUUCUGGGGUUAGAAAAGGGAGCAGCAGCCUUCAUGGGCAGCCUCAGCCAGCAGGGACAGGACAUGAGGACAUUCUCAUGGGCUGGGGUUGUGUUUGUUGCUGGUCUGAAUGCUGCCUUGCCACUUGGUUCUCUGGAACUGAGAAAAUCCACGUCCUUCUGCCCACCCUUGUUUGAAAUGACAGCCUGCAAAGCAUCCCAAGAGCUCAGCAGUUCUAACUGUGGAAGAUGCAAUUAUGCUCAUUUUCUGUCUCUCAAUUUAGAUGUUUUUAACCAUAUGCAUCCUCUAUAGGCAUAGUAACAAAUACAGCAGCGCUGAGCUGCACUGUUUUUCUCCUCCCUGCAGAGCCCUUUCCAUAUGGCUUGCAUUCAGACAUGAGCUUAUCUCACCAAGAGCCUGUCAGAGCAAAACACAGCUGGGGUAACCCUCAGACAGGGCUUCUGCAGCUCUAGAUGAGAGGAAGGCUGAGGAAGCGUGUCGGUUCCUUGUGGUAUGGACUCAUUAACGUACCUGCUGUAGACUCUGCUCCCAUCCCAACAAUGUGCUUCCAGCUUCUGUAAUUGGGAUGACACGAUUCACGCGUCCAUUCCCCACUGGAGCUGCGUUCUGUGGUUAGCGAAGCCAGUGGGUGUCACCUGCUCUGAACUUCCUCCGGUGGCAGUUUCAGGGUGUUUGGCAAGUCAUGCAUCAAGCUGCAGUGUAUCUAUGGCCUGCAGGAGCAGGGGUUUCAUGCAGCUUACAGGCAGCUUUGGUACUGAAGGUCCAUGAGUUGCCUGCAGCAGUGCUGGCCCUGCUGGAGCACCGUUCCCAUGGCUCUCCAGCCAGCAGACCUGGGCAAAAAUUGCAUCCAUGGUUCCUUUACAACAGGGCUUAAAAAUGUGACAAUUUUGGGGAUUCGAGUGGCUGAGAAGGUUUAAAAAUGUUCCUGGAAUUGAACCUUGAAUAUUUUCUAAGGCCUUAAAUGCAUUCAGAGCAUUUCACAUUUCCUUCUGGUUCAUGUUCAUGGUUGAGGUCUCCUAUAUGAAAGGGGCUGCCUUGAGAGUUAUCUGUGAACAGUAUCCCUUUUGGAUCCUGGGUUUGGUGGUCCCUUUUUAAGCUGUCAUUCACAUCUCAUUCAGUACCUAGAGGGGUGAAUCAGGCACUCGUCACCUCUCUCCCUUCAUGUAAAUUCAUAUGUGAUUAUCAGUGUACCAUAAAGGUGAAAUGGGGCUGCAGGGUGUACUGAGGACAUGCAUGACAUAGAGCUUUCCAAAUGCAAAAGAAGAGGGGUGGAAGGGGAGCAAGACAAAGCGAGGUGAUAGGACAAGGCAGGGAGUCCUCCCUUUGUAUUUAAUUUCUAUGGAUCCUAUGGAAAGUCUCAGUUUGUGCUGUGGCGAUAAAACUGCUGGCAGGCCUUUCUUUUGUCUUCAGUUAAACUCUUGGCCAAAGUUAGCUUUUAUUAUGUGAGGAGAGAGAAGCAGGAAAUGGCAGUGAGUGAGCUCAAGCUGUUUGUUAGCGUGUGGUUUAUGCAGAGACGAUGGUAUAUCAUGCAGGAGUCUGAAAACCUGCCUUCAGAGCGGGACACCAGCAGAGCGUUCUGCUCGUGGGCUGUGGCUGCCUCCAUUCCUGCGCCGUGACGUCUGUUUGCAGGAUCCAUGGGUUUUGGAACUCUUGUUGCGAUUGGAGUGAUCGUUUUUGCAGUGAUCGUCGUUACUAUAAUUCUGUGCCUCACUUGCUCGUGUUGCUGUCUGUACAAAGCAUGUCGAAGACCGCAGCCUGUUGUGACCACCACGGCCACCACAACAGUGGUUCACACGCCAUAUCCACAGGCACAGGGAGUGCCGCCCAACUACCCUGCAGCUCCGUACCAGGGCUACCAGCCCGUGGCCAUCCAGCCGCAGCCGGGGAUGCCAGUCGCGCCCUACCCUGCGCAGUAUCCUCCCCCAUAUCCCAUGCAGCCACCAGGACCCCCAGCCUACCAUGAAACCGUGGCAGCUGGUGCUGGAGCACCGUACCCCAUCAGCCAGCCCCCGUACAACCCUGCCUACAUGGAUCCUCAGAAGCCCAUCUACUGAACGGCUCUGCCACCGCGCACCGUGCAGCUGCAGUAUGUUAUCCUGGAAGACAGCAAUCUUUUGUCUAAGUAAAGUGAACGUUAGCUCCGUAUCUUCUUUGUUUUUAAGUGCUUUCAGUACUUCUGGCAGAAGUUGUUCAUUUAUACCUCAAGUAAAUACAAAGAGAGAUUGUAUUCAGAAGGGGUGCUCAGAAGUAAGAACCACAACAACAUUUUUUGUGCAAUAAUUUUAUGUGUGGUAGAAAGGAAUGGUCCUCAGUGAGCUGUCAAACACCCAAAGCUGUAGCGAUCUCUUGCACAGCGCCGAAUCACAUUGAGAAGCUGUGUGACAAAUGUUCUGCUUGUUUUGAGGUUGCUAUAAUGAGGUCAGCUCCAACCUAAUACAUUUCAUCCAUCACUUAAAAGGGAACCUUUCUUGAAACACAUCUGCCUGUGGCAGGAGUAGCAAGCCGUGUUCAGUUGUAUUUGGACGAGUUGCAUUAUUCUGUGCUGAGUAGCAUGAGUUGGUCUCUUCCUUGUUUUAUUUCCCAAUUUUAAGGCUUAAAAACUGCCUUUGUUGGGUGUUUUCUCAGGCUGUUUUAGUUUAUAGCUAGAAAUUGACAAUAGAACCAAACCUUCUGCCAUUCCUUAGAACAAACGGAUCAAAAGCUGAAAACCUGGGGGGGUUCUUCAUUAAAAAUAUAUUGGACAAAGACUUGGUUUGCUUAAUAGUCACAGGUUGUUGAGUGCUUUGGAGGACAUAAAACAGCACCUUAGCCAUACGUUGAGCAGAAAUGACUGUUGAUGUUGUUCUGCAUGGUCACAGUGAGGGGAUUAAUUUUGGUUUUAUUUGGUUUUAUUUGAUAACAAGUCAUGGUUUCUGUGUAUUCUAUGAUGCUGUUAUUUUCUGCAUUGAAAUGCAUGUUGUUCCUUGGUGGAGCUGUAUGCUGUCCACAGUAUCUCUCACUGUGAUGUAAGGAGUGAAAUAAUGUGGCUGCAUCUCGCACACUGGUUGUACCUGGAGCGGCCUAUGAGCCCCUUGUCCUGUGACAUUACAUUUGAGGUAGAUUUCUGUUUGAGAAACUUCGAACUUGAAUAACCGACAGUGGUGUUUUACCUCAUGGGAUGGGUGGAAGCUGCUGCUGUCGAAGGCAGCCUUCUUUCUUUAAGUGGAUUUUGGCUUUUUUUCUAUAUAUUCCAAUUUUUAUUUUUAUUUUUAAAGUCUUCAGGGCAUUUCAGGACAAACCUGUUCAAAGUUUUUUAGCGCCAGUGUUCACAAUAAGCCACGUCCCUGUGUUACAGCCCUCUGCUGGAGUUAAUAGUGUGCGGUGGGGCCAAGAGGCACUCACAGAGCAGGUGUACCUUGGAUCCAUGUACUCCUCCUCUUUCCUGCCCUGCAAGCCAAAAAAUCAGGCUGUGCUGCCAUACACUGCUGGGAGUUCUGUGAUGAACUCACAUUCCCAUGUGGAGGAUCUGGGUUAUUUGUGCAGGGGAGGGCACUGAGUAACUGCAGAAGCAACCCCUUUAUUGCAGAAGCACUUGCCCACGUGUGUUUGAUCAUACAGAAGGACAGCAGAGACUCCAGCAGCUCAUUGGUCAGUGUGUGGAUGGAUGGGGGGAGGCAGGAGGAAGAGCAGGGUAAGGUUAAGGAGCCUGAAAACUCACAGCUUUCCUUCAGUGAACAUACACUGAUGAUAACUACAUUCAAGAGAAGAGGGAAAGCAGUUCUGCAGGUGUUAAUGAUUUAACCGUAGUGUCACUGUCACAAAACUGGAUGUAAGAAGAGAAAAUGGCCUGCUUUCCUCGCUCCAGAACUGGAAGACUGAAUUGGGUCUCGUCUUAACAUAUAAAUCAAUGUCAGCCCUAUGGUGUAGGACCAAAUUUCAUUAUCAUGGUGCGAUCCAAUUAAACUUCUUUUCUCGUAGUUAGAUCAAUGAUGGAGAAUCCGGCCCAUGCAUUGUCUCUUAGGCACUGCUCACGCUUUAGUCCCAGUAACCAAAGUUCACAUCCAACCAGUGACCCACCACUGAAAUGGGAAUUCCCAUUUUAAACAUUGAGUCCAAUUCUUUUUUAACUCUGUAAGUGCCUUUGUUUCAGAAACGUUCUGUGGAAUUAAAUACAGUACAGUCCUCUGCCAUACGGAACUUCCUAGAGAAUCGUUGUUGACUUUAUUACAUACUGUAAACCAGCUUUGUAUGUUGUUUGUAGUUUAAGUCUUCAAAAGAAGAGGCAUAAACUCUUUGCACCUUUGUAAUAAAUGCAGUGUUUGAAAUAUA